GGUCUUGGCAUAUAUAUUGAAGUUUUUCUGUAUUGUGAAGCCCAGAACCUCUUUUUCAUAGCAAUGUCGACAUCCGGUGACCAAAAGGCGCGGAAGGUGAAUAUCGAAGAGAUCGAUGAGACUACCGGGUUCAAGAAAGCCGAACAACAUGUGUGGAAGGCGUAUGCGUCCGCUUUCCUGACACCUGCAGAGGAGCCGGAGACGGAUGUGGAUGCGUGGACGGACGAUUUUUGUCAGCGCGCCGAAGAAAGUGGCGCUAUUUUCGAUCGCAACUUUGUGAAGUCGGUGUGCACCUUGGGCAUCUACGCAGGUCCGCGCGACGAGUUCCAGCAGCGCUCCGGUAGCGGCAAAGCCAUUUAUGCCAUUGGCGACACGUACGAGGGAGAAUUUUUCGAAGGCAAAAAGCACGGAAGCGGUCAAUACACCUUUGUGAGCAAGGGACGCAGCGAAGCAGACCGUGUGGUGCUCAAAGAGGUGGAGCUGCUUGGAAAGGCAGGCGUUGAUGCCAAAGAUGCUAUCGACGAGAUAGCUGAGAAAUUGCAGCUUGGCCGGAACAUCGUGGAAGGCAUUUUGAUGUACGGCACUCAUCCUUGCUACCGUGGCGACUACGUUCGCGGGAAGCGGACCGGGAGGGGAAUUAUGAAAAACAAAGAUGCGACCAUCUACAAAGGCGAGUUUCUUGAAAACAAACGCCACGGCCAAGGCGUGUUCUACUACCUCAACGGUGACAUUUAUUCCGGCAACUGGAAAAAUGGCAGCAAAGACGGAUACGGAACAUAUCACUUUGUGAAUGGAAGUGAGUACCGUGGCGAGUGGGUGCAGGGCAACUUCACACAGGGCCAGUGGAUUCUCCCAGGAGGAGCGUACUAUGAGGGAAAGUUUGACAAGAAAAACCGUCCACUAGACGAUGCGGCUUCUAUGCAUUAUCCCAGUCUUGAGAUGGCUCAAACGGGCGCCUUUAAGCGUGGUGUGUGGGCUCCGACGAGUGCGCUGCAGAUCUGCUCCGAAGUGCCAGUAGAUGGCAUGGCGUGGGCGGACUAA
Messenger RNA from Leptomonas pyrrhocoris, 1041 nucleotides. RefSeq lists its product as hypothetical. Bases 64 to 1041 code for a protein of 325 amino acids. Lineage: Eukaryota; Euglenozoa; Kinetoplastea; Trypanosomatida; Trypanosomatidae. The record is from RefSeq and is a predicted model, not a curated record. The transcript has a single exon.